AUGAUAACUAUUUUUAGAAGCAUUAUAAACAAUCAAAUUGAAAAAGCUGAAGGAACCGAUUUAAAUCGGGAUGGAUAUAUUGGAGGAGAAGGUACUGAAAGUAAAAUCGAAAAUGCAACUCAUAUUGAUUUUAAUCGUGAUGGUAUAAUUGGUCGUACGCCAGAUACAUAUCCUGGCGGCAGUAAUCCUGGUAGUGGAGGAUAUUAA
Didymodactylos carnosus is the source of this 207-nucleotide messenger RNA. The record is from the annotation of a GenBank genome assembly. Lineage: Eukaryota; Metazoa; Rotifera; Eurotatoria; Philodinida; Philodinidae.